Messenger RNA from Choloepus didactylus (southern two-toed sloth), 6956 nucleotides. RefSeq names its product SMC5-SMC6 complex localization factor 2 (gene SLF2). Gene Ontology annotation, biological process: positive regulation of double-strand break repair; protein localization to site of double-strand break; DNA damage response. Gene Ontology annotation, cellular component: nucleus; site of double-strand break. The record is from RefSeq and is a predicted model, not a curated record. The coding region runs from base 134 to 3643 and encodes 1169 amino acids. NCBI's taxonomy places the organism in Eukaryota, Metazoa, Chordata, Mammalia, Pilosa, Megalonychidae. The transcript has 20 exons.
CCCGCCAUGAAGAGAGAAGGGUGUGCCGCCCACCUCUGCUCCGACAGCCUCCCCAAGACCCAGCAGCAAGACGGCAGCCACGCAUCCAACUUCUCCAGCCACAGCUCAUGCCGCCGUCGCCAGCGGCGCCGACAUGACAAGGCGCUGCAUGCCCGCUAGGCCAGGUUUCCCCUCAUCCCCAGCCCCGGGGUCGUCGCCCCCGCGCUGCCAUCUGAGACCCGGUAGUACCGCCCCUGCUGCAGCGGGAAAGAGAACAGAGAGACCUGGGGACAGGAAUCAGUCAAUUAUAGAUUUCUUCAAACCAGCUUCAAAACAAGACAGACAUAUGUUGGAUUCGCCACAAAAAUCAAACAUCAAAUAUGGAGGAAGUGGAUUGUCCAUCACUGGGACAGAAGAGUUUGAAAGGAAAUUAUCCUCACCAAAAAAAUCUAAACCCAAAAAGGUGCCAUCAGAAAAGAGCCCUAUUUUAGAGUCUUUCAUGAAAGGUGUUAAAGAGCACCAUAAAGAUCGUGGUGUACAUGAAUCAUGUCGGCCUUGUGUGUCACUAGCCCCCAAAUUUCCAGAGGGGGUUACAAAAGUCUAUGCUCCAUAUCGCUUGUCAAAAGACAUGAAGGCACUAAAGAAAAAACAUCGAUCUCCAGAGAGAAGGAAGUCAGUGUUCAUUCAUGAAAGUAGCAGGGAGAAGAGUGAUAGAGAUAGAGACAAGACCAAUGCACACUCCAAAAGGCAGGCCACAGUGACAAAAGCUGACAUCUUCAAGAACAGCUGCAGAAGUGUUAGCAGCAGGAGCAGCCUAUCCAGGCACCACCUAGGAGAAAGCCCACUUGGAGCUAAGUUUCAGUUAUCACUAGCAUCUUACUGCAGAGAAAGAGAACUAAAGAAGUUGAGAAAGGAGCAAAUUAAUCAGAGAGUCAACUUAGAAAAUUCUUUCUCAGAAGCAAGCCUUCUUUCUUUAAAAUCCUCUAGUAUAGGAAGAAAAUUUAAACGAAGACACGAACAAAGCAAACAGAACAAUAUCAUAACUGGAAAGAGUAAUCUUUCAAACCUGGAAAAUGGGCACCUUUCAAGGAAAAGAUCCUCCUCUGAUUCAUGGGAACCUGUUUCAGCAGGCUCUAAGCAGAAUAAAUUCCCUGACAAAAGAAAAAGGAACUCUGUGGACUCAGAUCUGAAAAGGGAAUCCAUAAUACCAAGAACAAAAGAGUCCUUCCUUGAAAAACGCCCUGAGGGACCACAUCGGCAAGAGACAUUUAUAAGACAUAUUGCGCUGAAGACACCUGGUGAUGUGUUACGCUUGGAAGAUAUAUCCUCCAAGGAACCAUAUGUUGAAACUGAUCACUCGUCUGCAGGCGUGGCACCUUCAAAUUCUGGCCACCGUUCUUCCAGGAAUAGUGACCAAAUUCAUGUGGCAAGUACCAAAGAGACUAAGAUGCAGAAACCCCAUUUAUCUUUACCUCAGGAAAAAUCUGAAGUUAAAAAAGAUAGCAACCUUCAGAAAAAUAAAACUGCCAGCUCUGUGACAUCAAAGGAGACAAAACUUCUACCUUUACUUUCCCACGUUCCAAGUGCCGGUUCCUCUCGGGUACCAUUAAAUGCUAAGAAUUGCACUCUUCCAGUCCCUAAAAAAGAUAAAGAGCAUUCCUCAUCUAGAGAAUAUUCUGGGCAUUCUGCAGAGUCCUCCAAACACAAGGAAUACAAAGCAAAGACUAAUAAGGCUGAUUCUAAUGUAUCUUCAGGGAAAAUUUCUGGGGGAUCUUUGUGUUCAGACUAUGGCACUCCUACCAAGUCUCCUCCAGCUACUUUGGAAGUUGUGCCAUGUGUCCCAAGCCCUAAAGCACCUUCAGAUAAAGCCCCUUCAGAUAAAGAGAGUUCAGGAAAUUCCAGUGCAGUUAGCAGUGCACUGAAAAGAAAACUAAGGGGUGAUUUUGAUAGUGAUGAAGAAAGUUUAGGUUACAACCUAGACAGUGAUGAGGAAGAGGAAACAUUAAAAUCAUUGGAAGAAAUAAUGGCUUUGAACUUCAGUCAGACUUCUGCAACUACAGGAAAGCCUGCUGCUCUUUCCAAGGGGCUUAGACCUCAGUCAUCAGAACAUACAGAACAUGUUCAUAGUGGAACUUACACAAAUACUUUAGAGCGUCUGGUGAAGGAGAUGGAAGACACACAAAGGCUAGAUGAACUGCAGAAGCAACUACAAGAAGAUAUAAGGCAGGGUCGAGGCAUUAAAUCCCCAAUCAGAAUCGGAGAUCAAGACAGUACAGAUGAUGAGGAUGGCCUCUUAGAAGAACACAGGGAAUUUCUAAAGAAAUUUUCAGUUACGAUUGAUGCUAUUCCUGAUCAUCAUCCAGGUGAAGAGAUAUUUCAUUUCCUCAAUUCUGGAAAAAUUUUCAAUCAGUAUACCCUGGAUUUAAGAGACUCUGGUUUUAUUGGACAAAGUGCUGUAGAAAAACUUAUUCUUAAAUCAGGAAAAACAGAUCAGAUUUUUUUAACAACACAAGGCUUCCUUACCUCUGCUUAUCACUAUGUCCAGUGUCCUGUACCUGUGUUAAAGUGGCUGUUUCGGAUGAUGUCGGUUCAUACAGACUGUAUUGUGUCAGUGCAGAUUUUAAGCACGUUGAUGGAAAUAACAAUUAAAAAUGAUACCUUCAGUGACUCACCAGUUUGGCCCUGGAUCCCAUCGUUGUCUGACAUAGCAGCUGUGUUUUUCAAUAUGGGAAUUGAUUUUAAAUCUUUGUUUCCUCUGGAGAAUCUUCAGCCAGACUUUAAUGAAGACAGUCUAGUUUCUGAAACACAGAUGACAUCAAGGGGAAAAGGAAGUGAAGACUCAUCUUGCAAGCCAAUUUUUUCAGCUCUUCCUGAAACUAACAUUCUAAAUGUGGUUAAGUUUCUAGGCUUAUGUACGUCUAUACAUCCAGAAGGUUACCUGGAUCAUGAAAUAAUGUUGCUGACUUUAAUGUUGUUUAAAAUGAGUUUGGAAAAACAGCUGAAACAGAUUCCUCUAGUGGACUUUCAAAGCCUCCUGAUAAACCUAAUGAAAAACAUCAGAGAUUGGAACACAAAGGUGCCUGAACUCUGUCUAGCCAUAAAUGAGCUCUCCAGUCAUCCCCACAACCUUCUGUGGUUGGUACAGCUGGUCCCUAAUUGGACAUCUCGUGGAAGGCAACUGAGAGAGUGCCUCAGUCUAGUGAUUAUUUCAAAGCUCUUGGAUGAAAAUCAUGAAGAUGUCCCUAAUGCCAAUAAUCUACAGAUAUCACUCCUUCAUCACUAUCUUGUGCAAAUGAAACCUUCAGAGUUGCUGAAGAAAAUGGUCUUGAAGAAAAGGGCUGAAGAACCAGACUGCACUAUUGAUGACAGUCUUCAUUUGGAACUUGAAAAGCAGGCAUAUUAUCUGACCUACAUUCUUCUUCAUUUAGUCGGUGAAGUUAGUUGUUCUCAUUCUUUUUCUUCUGGACAACGGAAACACUUAGUGCUACUCUGUGGAGCUUUGGAAAAGCAUGUUAAGUGUGAUAUUAGGGAAGAUGCAAGACUUUUUUAUAGAACUAAGGUGAAAGACUUGGUUGCCAGGAUACAUGGAAAAUGGCAGGAAAUAAUCCAGAACUGUCGGCCUAUUCAGGGGCAGCUUCAUGACUUCUGGGUACCAGAUUCUUAAAAUAAGUUGCUGCAGCAAAGAGUUGAAACAAGAAGAAUUCAACAAGAGCCUUUCCUAGAUGGGUAGAAAGGAUUACUACAGAAUCCAGUGGAAUGCUAAGAAAAUGUCCAGCAAGUGUGCCACUUGAAUAUCUAACAUGAAGGUGGUAAUGAAGAAAUUGCCAUUCCUGAAGCAGAAAUGAAACAUGAUAUGCUUAAUUGUUGAGGCAACUGGCCUUUCAAACAGAGCAGAGUCCUAUAAAGAGAGGGGAGGGAUGGAAGCAGCUUUUAUAGUUGCAUGUUUAGCCUAUCCUGUUAACUCCUCUUGUUAAAUUACAAGUCAAUUAUCUUUUUUUUGGGGGGGUAGUAUGUGUGGCAGUUGAAUAAUCACAGGAAAUAUGUAAGAAAAGAUUUAGACCAACCUGAGGGGUUUGACAUGAAAUCAAGACCAACUUCCAGUUGGAUUUAAUUUUCCCUCUUGGUUAUUUUAAAGCAAAGGGAAAUCUUAGAACUAAGCUUAGUAACAAAAAGAAUAAAUCUCUUCUGUAACUCCUAUAAACCACAGGGAGGUUUCAAUCCAUGCAUUUUCCUCCACUAUUCAAGAUUAUAAAUCUGUUAGGUUUUUAAAAUACAUUUAAAAAACAAUUGAGAAACAGAACUUUGGUGUAUUAUCAGAUCCCUUUUAAGGGGAAGAGGUUAAGCUGUAGAGUAGUGACUCUGUUUUUAUGCUGAAACAUUUGUACACCAUUUGUUUUGGGUUUCUUUUAAGUGCAUGUAUUUUUUAAAAUACUGGUUAGAUUUUACAGUUCUGGCUCUUUAUAGCCAUACAGAAGUCUGUAUUGUAAAAGCUUAAGAUAUGGACAGGUUUCCAAAAACUGUUUCUAUGAGUACAUGACCUUGGGAGAGACCUGGAUGGUUUUUAGUCUUUGGGAUAGUGUGUGUAUAUGUGUGUGUAUGCGUGUGUGUGUGAGAGAGAGAGAGAGAGUGUGUGCACACAGGUACAUGCAUGUGCUCCCUCACAUGUGCUUGUAUUUUGAAGUUGUUGCACUUGAAAACCACAGCUGCUCUAAAUUCAUAAACACUGGAAAGCCAUCCUUUGGUUUAAAUGGUGGAGAGUUAGUAGAAGUGCACAUGCUGGUCUCAGCCCUAGUGCACUUUGAGUGAGGCCUUUGGUAGUAACAGACUCCUAUUAGCUAACUGAAAAAUUAUUUUAAUUACACAGUGUCCCUUUGGAGUGGUUUGUUUCCUAAAAGAGAAUGCCAUCUUUUUUUUUUUUUUUUAACUGACUUGGGUGACACUGUUCUCCUAAGUACUCUUAUUUCCCGAGAUGGAGCGGGGUGGGGGGUGGGGGGUGCGGCAUUGAGAUGGUAUAGGGAAGGGAACUGGACUUGAUGUUUAUGGUUUGAAGGAAGAGAAAAUAAGUUUUGGAAAGUAACUUUCUUUAAAACUAAAUGGAGGCUUAGGAAUAAAAAGCAUUUUAAAUUUAUCAUUUAAAACAGCAUCAGUAACUUUUUGAGUCCAUGUCAAGCAUUGGGCAGUUAGAGAUUUUAUAGGGGAGACUUAAAUAAAUCCAGUUCCCAAGAACCCUGGCAAAAUGAGAUACCAAGAGUCAGACCAGCAAAAGUUUUAUUCUGUGUUGAGUUUACUGGUAAGAAUAUUAUCUUGAUACUACCUCUCAAGGGUGUUGUUACAGAAUGCCACUUAUGGUUAAAGAGAUAGAUACAAAAAGUUAUAUUUGACAGAAGCUUGAAACUCUGGCAUCUAUCUGCCCAACAAUGGGGGCUUUCACUCUCUGUAAUUUAAUACAUUGUAGAUACAUUAUUUGUGUGUGUAAUUUUAUAAGUGUUCAUAUUUUUCUCAUUUUGCAUUGUGUAAAGUGUACAAAACCUCAAAGUAUAAAAUACUGCUUAUAUUGCUUGUAAUUAUAGUGUGUAAAUAUUUUUUAAUUGUGUACAUUGAUGGGAACAAGUGGGUUAUUCAGGUUUUUUUUAAGUGACCCUUUUGUAUUGCAGUUUCAACAGAUAACUGCUCAUCAGAUUUAAAACCACUUUUAUACAUUUUUAUUUAACAGUUCCAAUUUAAAAAUCUCUAUUUUUAAUUGACUUUCUCCAUUAGAGAAAAAUACUUCAUCUGUCCCUUUAAAAUGGCCAAACUUCAGUUUGGGCCCUUGUAUAUGACUCUGGUAGAUAUCUCCAGUCUCCAGGUCUCAGUCCAGUCAGUACUUGCAUUUGGGUUCUCAUAAAAAUUUUUUUAUUCUCUUAGCACAGUGGUCCAUGGUUUUUCCCACAUCAAGUAUUUCCUUCUCCCUCGAGUCCCAUGCUUUUUCUCCCUCCCGCUUCUGUUGCCCAGUGAAUGGGAUGGUAGUGAGGGAGAAAAUGUUCAUUGCACAGAAAAAUGUCAGGCCACUUUUUUGGGACUUGGCAAACAAAGCUUGCACUGAGUGGUGGUGUGUUUGGCGAUAUUACUGUGCCAAAAAUCACCUUAUCUAAUUUUCUGGAUAAGUAUGUCAAACUUAUUACCCUAUUGCAAGCCAAAAAUUAAGGUACUUGUGUUUAUGCUUUUGUGUGUAACUGUUUGCCUUUUCGAAACUGCUUUUCUUGUUAUCUGAAAAUAUAUUUCUAUUUGUUAUAUCAUGUUAAGUGAAGAGACUCUCUAUGGACAUAUGCAUCUAUGUAGCAGUACCAGCUUUGUACAUUUUCUGUCUAUCUCCUGAUGGCAGUGGUGCCUUUAUCACCUUUUGAAAGCUUGGCUUUUUGUUUAUGUUUUAAAGUGCAAGUAGUAGCUUGCUUUUGACUUCACAAAAUCUCCUCAGAUGUAAAAGAUAGAAAAUGGCGUGUUGUCAUCCAGGCUUUUGGAGCAUUUGCAUGUGUAUUUCUAUCAAAACAAGUAUAGUUGGUGGGGACUGGCCAGUAAUAAUAUGUGGAGUCUUUAAACUGAGUAGUUUUUAUUUAAAAGGAAAAAAAAAAUUAAGAGGUGACCCACUAAAAAGCAACUGAGAGAAUUAGGGAAGGACUGUCCUGGUUUGUCUCUAAGGAGGCAAGAGUAGGGUACAGGUGUCUGGGCCAGUGGAGCAGUUAGCAUGAUCUGUGGUUAUUUCUUACUCAUGAACAGUGUUGGUACACCUUAUUAUCUGUGUGUUUAUUUCCCUUGGGCAGCCCUGUUGGCCAGUUAAUCUACCAGCUCUUAGACAGGCAGCUUACAGGAAAAUGCAGAUUUCCUUUUCCUCCUCCUUCUUCUUCUUUUUUUUUUUUUUUUUUGAGAUUUUAUACUACAUCUUGUUUAAAGUCUUAUGAAUGUAUGUGUGUGUUAUUAAAACUGCCUUUUCUCAGUUUGAA